This is a messenger RNA of Vicia villosa (hairy vetch), 513 nucleotides long. RefSeq lists its product as uncharacterized. Bases 1 to 513 code for a protein of 170 amino acids. The transcript has a single exon. Lineage: Eukaryota; Viridiplantae; Streptophyta; Magnoliopsida; Fabales; Fabaceae. The record is from RefSeq and is a predicted model, not a curated record.
AUGUACCUAGCUCUAAGAGGAGAGAAGCAAGAUGUACCAUGGAAGAAUCUCAUGAGGGGCAAUUUAGCUAGACCGCGUGCUGCUUUCGUUUUCUGGAUGGCUUGCCAUAGCCGGUUACUUACCAAAGAUAGGCUUAUCAAAUUUGGUAUUGUCAAUGAUGGCAAGUGUGUCUUUUGUGGUGAAGCUGAGACCUGUAACCAUUUGUUCUACGAGUGCAGGGUAACUAGAGAAAUAUGGAAGAAUUGCUUGGACUGGUUGCACUUGCAGCACCACCCGAGUGGCUGGACUCAGGAGCUAGAGUGGAUUAAUCUUCAUGCUAGAGGCAAGAGCAAUCGUGCCAGGAUGCUGAAAUUAUGUGCUACUGAAACUCUCUAUCAUGUUUGGAUUUGGUGCAAUAGAAGGGUUUUCAAACAGGAGGCAGGGCUUGAUGCUAGCUUUAUUCAUAUUAGAGACACUGUCAAGGAACGUUCCAAGAGGGACAGAAAAUUAUGGGCCUUUUGUAAUACUCUUUAA